AUGUCUGCUACUGCUAAACCACAAUUGAUCUGUUUGGGUAACCCUUUGCUUGAUUAUCAGGCGACUGUACAACCUGAAUACUUGGAGAAAUACGGAUUGAAACCCGACGAUGCUAUUCUAGUUGAUGCUGCUUCGAACGAGCCUAGAAUGGCGAUCUUCGAGGAAAUGUUGGGUUUUGACGAUGUCAAGUUUGUCGCUGGUGGUGCAGCUCAAAACACUGCUAGAGGUGCAGCUUAUUUUCUAGGUGCUGGUCAAGUGGGCUACUUCGGCUCUGUUGGUGAAGACAAAUACUCUGAGAAAUUGCUUGAAGAGAACAAGGCAGCAGGUGUGCUGUCUUUGUACCAGUUCCAGAAGGAUAUUGGUACUGGUAAAUGUGCAGCUAUGAUUAAUGGCCAUUAUAGAUCUAUGGUGACCGAUCUUGGUGCUGCCAAUUAUUUCACACCAGACCAUUUAGACAAGCAUUGGGAUUUCGUUGAACAGGCUAAAUUCUUCUACGUUGGUGGCUUCCACUUGACUGUGUCUCCAGAAGCUAUCUUGAAAUUGGCCAAGCACGCUCAGGAGAAAGGUAAGCCAUUUGUGUUGAAUUUGAGUGCUCCUUUCAUCCCACAAUUCUUCAAGGCUCCUUUGGAACAAGUCUUGCCAUACACUACCUAUGUCAUCGGUAAUGAAUCCGAAGCUGCUUCUUACGCUGAGUCUUUCGGUCUACCUAGUGAUAAGAGGGACUUGCUCUCUAUCGCCAAGCAGAUUGUUGGUGACUCCCAAGACAGAACUGUGAUCUUCACUCAAGGUUUGGACCCUACCAUUGUCUACUCGGCUAAGAACUCCAAGACUUACCCAGUGAGACCAUUGGCCGGUGAUAAGAUCGUCGACACCAACGGUGCUGGUGACGCAUUCGCUGGUGGGUUCAUGGCUGGUUUGACUCAAGGUAAGCCAAUUGACACUGCCAUUGAUAUGGGCCAAUGGUUGGCCUCCUUGUCUAUUCAGGAGGUCGGUCCCUCUUAUCCAAAGAGCAAGGUCGAGUAUCAGGCUUAA
Molecule: messenger RNA, 1032 nt
Organism: Torulaspora delbrueckii
Lineage: Eukaryota; Fungi; Ascomycota; Saccharomycetes; Saccharomycetales; Saccharomycetaceae
Gene: ADO1
Product: adenosine kinase
Exons: 1
Coding region: 1-1032 (343 amino acids)
Biological process (GO): purine ribonucleoside salvage
Cellular component (GO): cytosol; nucleus
Molecular function (GO): adenosine kinase activity
Source: RefSeq, a predicted model, not a curated record